Trichomycterus rosablanca is the source of this 1825-nucleotide messenger RNA. RefSeq names its product NPR2 like, GATOR1 complex subunit (gene nprl2). The transcript is spliced from 11 exons. Gene Ontology annotation, biological process: cellular response to amino acid starvation; positive regulation of autophagy; negative regulation of TORC1 signaling. The coding region runs from base 1 to 1140 and encodes 379 amino acids. Gene Ontology annotation, cellular component: vacuolar membrane; GATOR1 complex. The record is from RefSeq and is a predicted model, not a curated record. Gene Ontology annotation, molecular function: GTPase activator activity. NCBI's taxonomy places the organism in Eukaryota, Metazoa, Chordata, Actinopteri, Siluriformes, Trichomycteridae.
AUGGGCUCUAACAGAAGAAUCGAGUGUGUGUUUUUUAGUGAAUUUCAUCCAACUCUGGGACCUAAGAUCACAUAUCAGGUUCCUGAGGAAUAUAUUUCUAGGGAGCUGUUUGAUACUGUUCAGGUUUAUAUCAUCACCAAACCUGAGCUGCAGAAUAAGCUCAUUACAGUGACUGCAAUGGAUAAGAAGCUAAUUGGAUGUCCAGUUUGCAUUGAGCAUAAAAAAUACAGUCGUAAUGCCUUACUCUUCAACCUGGGUUUUGUGUGUGAUGCCAGAACCAAGACGUGUGCUCUAGAACCCAUAGUCAAGAAACUGGCAGGAUACCUCACAACACUAGAGCUUGAGAGUGGCUUCAUUUCAAAUGAGGAGAGUAAACAGAAGCUGUUACCCAUCAUGUCGACAUUACUUGAGGAGCUUAAUGCAACAGGAGCAUGCACUCUUCCUAUUGAUGAGUCGAACACGAUUCACCUGAAGCUUAUUGAGCAGAGAAAAGAUCCCAUGAUCGUCCAGGAAUACGAUGUUCCAGUUUUUACUCAAAACAAGGACCGCUUCAUCAAGUUUCAGUGGGAUCUCACCACACAGCAGAUCUUGUCUUACAUUGAUGGAUAUCGACACAUACAGAAGAUAUCUGCUGAGGCUGAUGUCGAGCUCAACCUUGUACGAAUCGCUAUUCAGAAUUUACUGUAUUAUGGAGUUGUAACACUAGUAUCAAUAUUUCAGUACUCCAACGUUUACUGCACAACACCCAAAGUCCAGAGCUUAAUAGAUGACAAAGCUAUUCAGGAAGAAUGCCUUCAUUAUGUCAGUAAACCUGGACAGCGAGCGAGUCUCAGGGAUGUAUUUCAGCUGUAUUGUGGUUUAACUCCUGGAACUACAGUGCGUGACCUGUGCUCUCGCCAUGCUCAGCAGCUACAGAAGGUGGAUGAGAGGAAGCUGAUACAGUUUGGCUUGAUGAAGGGCCUGAUUCGGCGGCUGCAGAAGUACCCAGUUAAAGUUGUUCGAGAUGAGAGAAUUCGGCCUCCAAAACUUUAUACUGGUCGGCAUAGUUACGAUGAGAUCUGCUGCAAGACUGGAAUGAGUUACAAGGAGUUGGAUGAACGAUUAGAAAAUGACCCCAACAUCAUCAUCUGCUGGAAGUGAUGCCAUUGGAAGAAGGGAUAGACUGGUGUUUGUAGUAAACAUGUGUCCCUUAGGUUAAGCUAUUGGGCUGGACAACCUGUGACUGAACUAGGAUGCACAACUGAGCUGUAACCAGUGGGAGCAGUAGGUGAAAUGCAUAAGCAGAUGUGUUACAGGUCCCAUUUUGUUAGUUUGGUCUUGGUCUGUUAGAAUGCAUCUGUAUUGCAGCUGUAUUGAUGGGGAAGUUGUCUGACUUCUGUCAAGAUUGUCAGGAAGCAUUUAAAAGUGAGUUGUUCUAAUGUAACUUAUCAGUAGAAACAUACUUUUAGGCAGCUUGAUAAAUGUUAUGUGCCCAACUGUAUACUGAGAGAAAGGAUAAGUUAUGAAGUGUGUUGUAAAGGAUAAAGAGUUUUUAGAAACAUUUUUUAUUAAUUUAGGGUGAGAAAGAUACAAAGAGCUAUUCGAUUAGUCUGGAUAGAACAUUAAAAAGGAACCACUUUUGCACACUGCCAGCAUGUGAGCAAAAAAAAACCAAACCAUCACCAAAUAGGUGAUUAAAAAACAAUAUAAUUGUAAUAAACAUAAAAGAACAUUAGUAAAUUGACCAACUGUAAAGUCAGUACAUAAAGAGUCUUUGAUUUUAUAUUUGUGGGGUUUAAUAAACGAAUUUUAUUGUUUUCUUGAUGUGUAUGUGUAAUAAAAAGAA